Kuraishia capsulata CBS 1993 is the source of this 1929-nucleotide messenger RNA. RefSeq lists its product as uncharacterized. Gene Ontology annotation, biological process: positive regulation of transcription by RNA polymerase II; DNA-templated transcription. Bases 1 to 1929 code for a protein of 642 amino acids. The record is from RefSeq and is a predicted model, not a curated record. NCBI's taxonomy places the organism in Eukaryota, Fungi, Ascomycota, Pichiomycetes, Pichiales, Pichiaceae. Gene Ontology annotation, cellular component: nucleus. The transcript has a single exon. Gene Ontology annotation, molecular function: DNA-binding transcription factor activity, RNA polymerase II-specific; sequence-specific DNA binding; zinc ion binding.
AUGUCAGAGUCAAUUAAGAUCACAAGGGUCAAAAAAGCUUGUACACCUUGCAAAUUGAGGAGGAUCAAAUGCGACGGCGAGUUCCCCUGUGCUAGCUGCCUAAGACAUGACAAGAGCUGCGAUUACUCCACAACCGAAACGUUACAAAACGUCAGACAACCCUUUAAGAACUCCAAACCAACAAAAGAUGAGUACAUCAAGUACUUGGAAAACAGAGUCUUUUUAUUGGAGGCGGAGAAAACUAAAGACAGGAUCGAUAGUGUUGACCCGGAUGCCCUGUUUCUGAGAGACCAUCUGGUAGAGACCAGACUGGGAGGAGUGGUGAAGUUUGAUGGCAUAUUGAUGAACAAACUGGCAAACUCUCUUUUUGCGAGCCUCUCUGCUGAGGAACGUGAAAAGCUAGCCGUUCCGAGGGUGCAGUUUUACGGCUGGAACAUGUCUGGAAAUCAUUACUUGCAGCAGUUCUCGUUGGACUCACUUUCGCCUAUUCUAGACCCUACCGAGGAUACAAGUUUUUGCGAUUGGCUGGUGCAAUUUUACCUAGUUAAUAUCAACCCACUGUUUUCGAUUCUCCAUGAAGAGGGCUUCCUCAACCAGCUGAUCCGAUAUCGGCGUGAAUUGUACGCAGAUGAAGAAAUAAAGUCUACCAGAUUGUUCAUGGCAAUGCUGAGUUUGGUGUUUGCCAUUUCAAUCAGAUUUGCCGAAUUCCACCCAGCCGUGCCACCCGACGUCAGGACCAAAAUGAGACCUGGACUAGAAGAACAGCUGUUCCUCUCCGCCUACGAGGUGGUGUCCAAACUCAGCUUUGAAUGGCAGUCGUUGGAGUUGAUCCAAUCGUGGAUCUUGAUCACCUUGUAUCUCAGAACUGCGCACAGACAGAGCUCUUCUCAUGCAUCUCUUGGGACAGCCAUACGGAUGUGCAAAGGAAUGUUAUUAAAUGUCGAUGUUGCCAUAAGAACUAAAUGCAAAACCCCAUACGAAAUCACGAAGGUGGAGAGAGUGUUUUGGUUGGUUUAUACUUGGGACAAGUUGUAUGCCUGGCAAAGUGGAAGACAUCACGAGAUCUAUGAUGAACAUAUCAGUCUGCGAGUUCCUGAACUAGAUAAUCCGGAGGUCCUGGAUGGCUGGUUACAGAGGCCGGCUUUGGCAAUGAUUCAUCUCGCUAAAAUUGCUGCCAAGAUUCAACGCCAUAACACCAAACAUUACUAUAUGGAUCCUCUUUUCCUGGGCGAUGUCAACAAUCAACUCAAUGGCUUGAAAAACUGGGUUGAUAGAAACCUGAGAGAUGGUUCUUGCGAUAGUUUGAUGGUUGACCAGGUGUAUUUGACGUACCAUGACAUUGCACUAUCGCUCCAUAGCAAAGACAUCUUGAAUCUUGUUGGCGGCCAGUUGGAGCCGUUUGACAAUGCCAGUAAAACUUAUCACAUUCUGGCCGAGCAUUCUGCAAAAGUUCUUAAAGUUUUUGAAAACAUCGAUAGUUUACAACAAUUGCAAGUUCCUUGGUGGCUGAAUCUCACCUUGCUUUUCACCAUAUCGGUGACAAGCAUAGUUUUCAUGAAUGCCGGGCUAUAUUUGACACAGUGUCCAAAAAUUCUGAAAGGUUCCAUUCAUUUGUUAACAAGUCUGAAACAAACGGCCUCGAUGGCAGCAGAGUGUGUUUGGGCCUUGAAAAUGCUCAAUCACAUGUGCGUUUUACGACUCAACAAGUCUGCCGCUAUCUUCAACAAUAUCGGGGUUGAUCAUGGACCGAGUGCGGUGAAUGAUAAAAAGUUUAAUUCGUUCAACCGAGUGGAGGGCACUACUGUAACUCAAGAAGCUGACUAUACCCAGCAACAGGACGAAGCUUGUGAUGGUAUUGAUUCUGUAAACUUUCUGGAUCUGGAGUUUGCAACGAUACAGGACCUACUAUGGUUUGACACAGAGCUGUGA